Molecule: messenger RNA, 2612 nt
Organism: Oryctolagus cuniculus (rabbit)
Lineage: Eukaryota; Metazoa; Chordata; Mammalia; Lagomorpha; Leporidae
Gene: FAIM2
Product: Fas apoptotic inhibitory molecule 2
Biological process (GO): negative regulation of apoptotic signaling pathway
Cellular component (GO): endoplasmic reticulum; Golgi apparatus; membrane
Source: RefSeq, a predicted model, not a curated record
AGGCGGGGCUGGGGGGACGGGGGAGGCGCGCCCGCGCUGGUCCUGCUCCCGCAUCGCCGAGCCGCAGCGGCUCCGCAGCAUCCUUGGCCCGCCCCCGCGCCGCCCCUCCUCCCCGCGCCGAUGGUACGCUCCGGUCCGCCUGGCCCGGCCGCAGUGGAUGUUGCUAGAAUCCACGCGCAGGAAGGAAGCGACGCAGGCAGGCUGCGCUGACCCCAGCGGCCACCCCUGCCUCAGGGACCCGUUCCCCGAGAGACGGCACCAUGACCCAGGGCAAGCUCUCCGUGGCUAACAAGGCCCCCGGGACCGAAGGGCAGCAGCAGGCGCAGGGGGAGAAGAAGGAGACUCCGGCUGUGCCCUCGGCCCCGCCCUCCUACGAAGAGGCCACCUCUGGGGAGGGGCUGAAGGCAGGGGCCUUCCCCCCAACCUCCACAGCUGUGCCUCUCCACCCCAGCUGGGCCUACGUGGACCCCAGCAGCAGCUCCAGCUAUGACCGCGGAUUCUCCACUGGACACCAUGAACUCUUCACCACCUUCAGCUGGGACGACCAGAAAGUCCGCCGCGUCUUUAUCAGAAAGGUCUACACCAUCCUGCUGAUCCAGCUGCUGGUGACUUUGGGCGUCGUGGCUCUCUUUACCUUCUGUGACCCUGUGAAGGAUUAUGUUCAAGCCAAUCCGGGCUGGUACUGGGCGUCCUACGCUGUGUUCUUCGUCACCUAUCUGACCCUGGCUUGCUGCUCUGGACCCAGGAGGCACUUUCCAUGGAACCUGAUUCUUCUGACCGUGUUCACCCUGUCCAUGGCGUACCUCACUGGGAUGCUGUCCAGCUACUACAACACCACAUCUGUGCUGCUGUGCCUGGGAAUCACAGCCCUCGUCUGCCUCUCGGUCACCAUCUUCAGCUUCCAGACCAAGUUUGACUUCACCUCCUGCCAGGGCGUGAUCUUCGUGCUGCUCAUGACCCUUCUGUUCAGUGGACUCAUCCUAGCCAUCCUCCUGCCCUUCCAAUAUGUGCCCUGGCUCCAUGCAAUCUACGCAGUGCUGGGAGCGGGCGUGUUUACGUUGUUCCUGGCAUUUGACACCCAGUUGCUGAUGGGUAACCGUCGCCACUCGCUGAGCCCCGAGGAGUAUAUUUUUGGAGCCCUCAACAUCUAUCUGGAUAUCAUCUACAUUUUCACCUUCUUCCUGCAGCUUUUUGGCACCAACCGGGAUUGAGGAGCCCCGCCCCCUGCCCCCACCCCUGCCUCUCCCUCAGAACGCCCUCUCCCCUUGCUCUCCCAAGACCAGACAUAAAACUAGCUGCCCGCCAGCCCACGUCUCAUGUGCCCCGCCCGGCCCCUAAGAUGUCGCAUGUGCAUUUACCAUCAGGGCCCCAUGGAGAACCUUUCCAAUGACAUCUUCCAGUUUGGGACAGUCACACUCGAAGGCCCCUCUGAGUCUGGGGAUCCGAGGGACGGGUGAGAGGGACCUGGCAGGAUUUCCCAGGACGCCUGGAGCUGCCACUGUGCCACAGGUCAGCACUGUCACUUUGGAAGGAAGGGGGGAUGCUCACAGGUGGGGGAUGAAGUGAGAGAAGGGCCUCCCACCAGUCGCUUGCUCCAGGGGCUUGGGCCCAGGGGCCCAGGGCUGCAGGAGAGAGGCAGGAAGCCGGUGCCUCUGCUGCUUGCCUUGGUUUCCCCUCCUGGGUGUGACAGAGCUCUGUUGGGGCAGGAGGUUUGGACAUGGUUGGGGGGAAGGGGGCUUCUCCUGAAAAAGGCCCGUCCUGGGUCCCCUGGAGAGCAGGGAGUGACCCUCUGUAGUACGUGACCCUCCGCUGUGUCCACAGGGCAGGUGUUGGGGGUGUGGAGCCAAGUCCUACACCUCCCCUCUGCCUCCAUUCUCUCUGAUUUCUAGCCCCGGCCUGAGGCUUGGAGAGAGGUGUGCAGGCCCUCAGGCAGGAGGCUCUGGGGGAAGAGGCAGUGGCUGCAGCAGCUGGGCCACCCCCUCUGGAGGGCGCCUUGUCCUGCCCCCCCCCAAGUCCCCUCUGUACCUGUUUCCAGAGCCCUCCCCCACCUGCUCCCCUUUGCUAGCCUCCCUCCCCUCCCCGCCGGGCCUCCUAAGGCCUUAGUGGUGUUGGCAAUGCCACGUCCCUUCCCCACAGGCCCACAGCCCCAAGCCCCCGCCCCCACCCCUUAUCGCUGCAUCUCCUUUGCAAGUUGUCCAGCCCUGAUGCUGACAGCCAGGGCCAGGCCCUCCGGCUGGCCCCAUGCGCUGAGGCCAGGGCUCCCUUAUCAGCCUCCAGGCGGCUGGGAUCUCAGGCAGGGUGUGCGUUGGGUCACCCAAGCUCGGCCAGGGGAGGGGACUGGGGGGCCACACCUGGAGAACGUGCAGCUGGCAUGUGUGCAUGGCCAGCUCCGGGCCAGUGGAAAGUUACUGGCUGGAGGCAGGGAGGCCUGGGCUGGAUGGCUCGGCCCUCCUUUCGCCUCUCCCUCCAGGGGCUUCUCUUCCCUUCUUCCUGGGGGUGGGGUGUGCUCUGUUCACCCCUGGAAGGCCUCAGAGAUGUUAUCUCCAUCCCCCACCCAGCCCUCCACACCCUCCUGCUUCGAGUUUCCAAGAAACAUUGCAGAAGCCUUUGCA